AUGAAGAGUCUCCACAUGGACCUGGAAAGAGCAAAGAGAAAGCUUGAAGGAGACCUGAAAUUAGCCCGAGAGUCUAUCAUGGACCUGGAUAAUGACAAUCAGCAAUCUGAGGAGAAACUUAAAAAGAAAGACACUGAAACAAGCGAGCUGGUCAGCAGGAUUGAGGAUGAACAAUCUCUGGUAGCUCAACUCCAGAAGAAGAUUAAGGAGCUUCAAGUAAAGGUAAAAGAACUGGAGGAAGAGAUUGAGGCUGAGCGUGCUGCUCGUGCCAAGGUUGAGAAGCAGAGAGCUGAUCUCUCCAGGGAACUUGAGGAGAUCAGUGAGAGGCUUGAGGAGGCUGGAGGAGCCACUGCUGCUCAGAUCGAGAUGAAUAAGAAGCGUGAAGCUGAAUUCCAGAAGCUGCGUCGUGAUCUUGAAGAGUCCACCCUCCAGCAUGAAGCUACUGCUGCAGCCCUCCGUAAGAAGCAGGCAGACAGUGUGGCCGAGCUGGGAGAGCAAAUCGACAACCUCCAGCGCGUCAAGCAGAAGCUUGAGAAAGAAAAGAGUGAAUACAAAAUGGAGAUUAAUGAUCUCUACAGCAACAUGGAGAGGAAGAGCAGGAGGCAAAGGCUGAGCUGCUGCGGGGAAUGUCAAAGGCCAACAGUGAAGUUGCUCAGUGGAGAACCAAAUAUGAAACUGACGCCAUCCAGCGCACUGAGGAGCUUGAGGGCCAACAAUGUGAUCAACAAUCUACGAGACAAGAGCUGUGGUCAGUGCAAUUGCUAG
Messenger RNA from Carassius carassius (crucian carp), 765 nucleotides. Its product is annotated as myosin-6-like. Bases 1 to 765 code for a protein of 254 amino acids. Lineage: Eukaryota; Metazoa; Chordata; Actinopteri; Cypriniformes; Cyprinidae. The record is from RefSeq and is a predicted model, not a curated record. The transcript is spliced from 5 exons. Gene Ontology annotation, cellular component: myosin complex.